AUAUGGUACAUAUAACGCUAGAUAGAUAACAAUGGUGGAGAAUAAAAGAAACAACUCAUUCCUCACUUCCUAAAACCAAGUGAAAUGUGUGUACUUUCGUAAAGUUUUUUUUAUCUUAAGGAGUAUGUGGUGAAAUACAGCACAGGAUUCUUGUAAUGAUUACUCAAUUAUUGAUACAGUAGAUGUUCAGAGCCCUUAAAAUGCCUGCCAAGGCACUAGAGUCAGCAACAUAUGGCCACUUCCAUGAAGAAAACUAGUGAUUGGAUUUUCUUCCAUGAAAUCCCAAGUGAUGUUACAGUUCACAUUGGAGGUGCUUCUUUUUCAUUACAUAAGUUUCCUUUGGUGUCAAAGUGUGGUUACAUAAGAAAAAUAGUAUCAAAUCCCACAGAUUCUGAUCCUUUAGUGAUUGAAAUCCAUGAUGUCCCCGGAGGCCCUGAAGGAUUUGAACUCGCAGCAAAGUUUUGUUAUGGAAUAAACUUUGAAUUAUCAACAGAAAACAUUUCCAUUGUGAGAUGUGUUUCAGAGUUUCUUGAAAUGACAGAAGAUUAUGCAAUUGGAAACCUUGUAACAAGAUCUGAAGCCUAUUUAGAUGAAGUAGCACUUAAAACAUUAGCUGGUGCUGUCAUCAUUUUGCAAUCAUCAGUAAAUUUGUUACCGAUGGCUGAAAAAGUAAAGUUGAUUACUCGGUGUAUUGAUACUAUUGCAUAUAUCGUGACCAAAGAAAACGAGUUUUGUUCUUCUAGAAGCGCGGAUGAUUUGGUUUCUUCUUCAUCACAUCUGAAAGGUAUAGUUGAUUGGUGGGUUGAAGAUUUAAUUGUUCUUAGAAUCGAUAUAUUUCAAAGGGUUCUUCUUGCAAUGAUUUCAAGGGGAUUUAAACAAAAUGAACUUGGUCCGAUUCUAAUGCUUUAUGUGGAGAAGUGUCUUCAAGGUUUGGAGAUACAUGGAAAGAACAAGAAAAAAAUUGACUCGAAACAAGAACACGAAAAGAGGAUAGUUCUAGAAACAAUAGUAAGCCUCCUACCAAGAGAAAGAAACACAAUGUCGGUCAGCUUUCUUUCAAUGUUACUUCGGGCAGCCAUAUAUCUUGAAACAACAAUGGCAUGUAAGCUAGACUUAGAAAAACGAAUGGGCUUACAACUCGGGCAGGCAGUCUUGGAUGACAUACUAAUUCCAUCUUUUCAUUUUGAUGGUGACACAAUGUUUGAUGUUGAUACGAUCCAAAGAGUCAUGAUAAAUUACCUUGAAUACGAAUUAGAAACCAAAAAUAAUCAAGAAAAUGACAUGGAAAAAGUUGGAAAGUUAAUGGAAAGUUAUCUUGCUGAAAUAGCUUCGGAUAGGAAUUUAUUACUAUCAAAAUUUAUGAAUUUUGCUGAACAUAUUCCAGAACAAGCUAAGGUAUCAAAUGAUGCAAUUUAUAGAGCCAUUGAUAUUUACUUGAAGAAUGCACACUCAUCAUAA
Lactuca virosa is the source of this 1458-nucleotide messenger RNA. Lineage: Eukaryota; Viridiplantae; Streptophyta; Magnoliopsida; Asterales; Asteraceae. The record is from the annotation of a GenBank genome assembly.